Molecule: messenger RNA, 2753 nt
Organism: Eublepharis macularius
Lineage: Eukaryota; Metazoa; Chordata; Lepidosauria; Squamata; Eublepharidae
Gene: EIF4H
Product: eukaryotic translation initiation factor 4H
Exons: 7
Coding region: 72-839 (255 amino acids)
Molecular function (GO): RNA binding
Source: RefSeq, a predicted model, not a curated record
CGGGGUCCUGCGGCGCUCGCUCGCGCUUGGGGGAGGCUGUGGCGGCGGUGGCGGCAGAAGCGACAGCAGCGAUGGCGGAGUACGACGCUUACGACGACCGGGCCUACAGCAGCUUCGGCGGCGGUCGCGGGUCUCGUGGCAGUUCUGGCCUUGGCCCACGCAAACAGAAAGAGCUACCGACAGAGCCCCCCUUCACAGCAUACGUCGGAAACCUUCCCUUCAACACGGUUCAAGGAGACAUCGAUGCCAUCUUCAAGGAUCUCAGUGUAAGGAGUGUGAGACUAGUCCGAGACAAAGAGACAGACAAAUUUAAAGGAUUUUGUUACGUAGAAUUCGAUGAGGUUGAUUCGCUGAAGGAAGCACUGACAUACGAUGGAGCGCUUUUGGGUGACCGGUCGCUCCGAGUGGACAUAGCUGAAGGCCGGAAACAAGACAAAGGUGGUUUUGGUUUUAGAAAAGGUGGCGGCCCCGAUGACAGAGGCAUGGGCGGAGGUCCACGGGAAUCGCGAGGAGGUGGAUGGGAAUCCAGAGAUGACUUCAAUUCUGCAGGCUUUCGAGAUGACGACUUUCUGGGAGGCAGAGGCAGAACGCGUCCUGGAGAUCGGCGAGGAGGCGGUCCACCAAUGGGGGGCACUGGUCGCUUUCGGGAUGGCCCCCCUCUUCGUGGGUCUUCCAUGGAUUUCAGAGAGCCAACAGAAGAGGAAAGAGCCCAGAGGCCCAGACUCCAGCUCAAACCACGGACGGUUGCUACUCCCCUCAACCAAGUAGCCAACCCCAACUCUGCGAUCUUCGGUGGAGCCAAGCCAAGGGAGGAAGUAGUAAAGGGAGAACAGGAAUGAGGGGGCGACAUUGGGGCGAAAUUGGGGAAUGGGGUUGAGGGAGGGACAUGGGGAGGGUGGGAAGGAAGAAAAUGCAAGACAGCCCAGAGUGUCUCUACCUGUGCUCGAACAUUAACCCUGCGGCCACCGUUCCUGUCAUCUGACACUUGUCCUCCUUGAAACAGAAAUGGAAAAAACAAACAAACCAGAGCUUGUGAAUGCAUGUCAGCUGUUAACAAGUGGUUUUUAGUACGUUCUUGGCUUUGCUGUAUUUAGUGCCUGCAUUGUAAUAAGUUCCUCCCUGCCCGCCCCACCCCGCCGAAACCGUGGUUCAUGGCUUUUAGCCACUAAAGCACUCCCCUUUUUCACAGAUGUGGACUUCUCUAAACUGAGGUGCUUCUCCAUCUUUCUUCCUCCAGCUUUUCUUCCAAGACCCACAGGUUAAGUCUUGAGGCCUGUUUACGUAUCGUUCCUUCCAACUUGCGCGGUGCUUCUCUUCCCACUGCACGUUUAUCCCUUUCUGUGGCCCUCAACUCAGAGUCCCAGCCACGUGAAAGACACUUGAGCCCUAGAAUACUGCUCUCCAUAGAAUUAGAUAGCUUACAUAAAUGAUGAAUUAAAAUAGGAUCACCACCUUGGGUCACAUGGCACUAUGGAAUUGAUGUGAAGUUGUCAGUUGUGGGGUUUUUUUGCAGGCAGCUUUAAAAGAUGUAAAGAUUUGGAGUGGCUACAAGAGCAGGGAGGGGUAUCGGAGCUGAGAUCCCAUUCAGAGCACAUUACCUCUGCCUGUUCUAGAUAGACCCCAAAUGUAUCAAGCUUAGAGUGGAAGGCCUUUCUUGCAGUCUUGUCUUGCCCAACAUAAUUCUUCCUUGCACUCACUGGUCGGUGCUAUAAAUCAGUGCCUACUCAAGCCCCCAAGGACUGCCUCUUCCAGCUUUUCAGUUUUUAAAACACACUUGCUACCAGCUUUUUAACUAGUUUCUUAAAACCAGUAGUUUUAUUUUGUUUUAUUUUGGCUUCGUUUGAAGGAGUGUCUGGCCUUUCCCACUCUGGAAUCGGCCUCCGUGACUCCCUACUAGAUUUUAGUUAACCCUUCCCUCCCAAAUUGGCACUGAAGGAUGCAAAGGCCUGAUUAAGCAUCUCCCAAAGAGAUAGCACUAAACUGAAUCUCCAUACCUGAAGGGAUAUUUUGCUCUGCUGGAAACUUUGAAUGCAAGUCUGAGGGAAAGGUAACUGGACAGUUGUGUAUAAGUCGAGAGGGGAGAGCAUCUUUUGUUAAGGUGUCCACAUCAGCCCUGGUUAUAAGGCUUUUAGUGUUCAUUCUGGGCAAGGUGGCUGCUUAACACUACCAAGGAUAGGGUAGGAUGUCAAGUUGUAGUGGGAGUUUGCUCUAGUACAGAUUCUAGAGCUCUACACUGCAGGGGUGUGAUAGCCCCCUCUCCCCCACUCCAUUAAAAUAAGCCAUGUCCACUGUGUAAAAACAGAAGGCGGCGGUCCAGUUAGAUUAACACAAUAGAUCCUCUCUGGAAAUAGAUCAGUCUCAGCAAUGUAUGGAAGUAGAAAUAUCUCUUUAUUCUCCCACUCCUAUCUUAAAAGCUAUUUUUUGAAGAUAAGAACCAUUUGAUUUAACACUAAUGUUCUUUGACAUGCAUUUUUGUGUGGUUGUGUUCCAAACAAAAUCCAUCCAAUAACCCUCUCUUUUGUUCAAAAAUGUGGGGAAGACCCCAAGAUUUUAAGAACCCAAACAAAACAAAAAAAGACUCCCGUGCAGAGCUCACUUAGAGUCGAUACAUUUGACUUUUAAAAUGUGUAAAAAAAAAAAAAAAACCCAAAAAACCUUCCAGACACUUAACACAUUCUGCUUCAUGAUAAAGUAAAUUUAUGGAUAUGGUAUUUUGUGAAUGAUCUUUUAAAUAAAGAAAACAUUAAGUAAUA